UCCCUUUUUCAACAACCCACACCCAUUUUUCCAUUUUACUGACCACCACCCAAAUCUCUCUACUCCCUUCCCGGCGACCAUCUCCUUCGCCGCCCAUGGAAGACCAUCCAUUUUUCAAUUGCUUGACUUGUUCAUAAGUUGUAUUUGUAUAUCUACUGUUUUGUUUCAUUGGAUUUGAUCAUUAGCUGGAAACACUGAUUGAAGUUUCUGGGCUGUGGUUGGAUUUUUGUGGAACUCUUUUGCGGAUGCUAAGGUACGAAUAAAGGAAGCGGGUAAUGGCUAUGAUUGUGAUAAUCAUUGUCGUGACUAUUUUUGGUAUGAUCUUAUCUGGUUUGGCUGGCUAUUAUGUUUGUCAAUUGAGGAAGGCGGCUGUUAGAGCUCGUUUACAAAGCAAAUCAUUUCAUGAUUCGAGUGGUGUUUGUCAAAGUGAUGAUCUUGAAUCACGUCUUUUCGAUCUGAGCACGAUUAUUUCAGCUACCCAGAAAUUUUCUUCUGUAAAUAAGAUUGGACAAGGUGGUUUUGGCCCUGUGUACAAGGGUGAAUUGGCUGAUGGAAAAGAAAUUGCAGUGAAGAGGCUUUCACAAGGUUCUGGACAAGGUCUUGAGGAGUUUAAGAAUGAAGUUGUUUUGAUUGCUAAGCUUCAACACCGCAAUCUUGUAUGCCUUCUCGGAUGCUGCAUUGAAGGAGAUGAAAGGAUGUUAAUCUAUGAAUACUUACAAAACAGAAGUUUGGAUCACUUCAUCUUCGAUAAAACGAAAAGGAAACUUCUUUCGUGGAAGAAACGGUUCGAUAUCAUAAUGGGCAUUGCUAGAGGAUUGCUUUAUCUUCAUGAAGAUUCUAAACUUAGAAUCAUUCAUAGGGAUCUCAAAGCAAGUAAUAUUUUGCUUGAUGAUCAAAUGUCCCCCAAAAUAUCAGACUUUGGCAUAGCUAGAAUUUUCGGAGGGGAGCAAACAGAGGAAAUGACGAAAAGAGUGAUGGGAACUUUCGGUUACAUGUCUCCAGAGUAUGCCAUGAGCGGUCACUUUUCAGUUAAGUCUGAUGUAUUCAGUUUUGGUGUUCUAAUAUUAGAGAUAAUCAGUGGGAAGAAGAAUUGGGGAUUCUAUCACCCCGACCACGACCUUAAUUUGAUCGGACAUGCAUGGAAAGAAUGGAAUGAAGAGAAGCCAUUUGAAUUGGUGGAUAAAGAGAUAAUUUUGGAGGAUUUGUCUAAAUCGGAGGCAAUUAAAUGUGUACAAGUCGGGCUAUUAUGCGUGCAGCAGAGGCCAGAGGAUCGGCCUGCAAUGUCGUCUGUUGUGUUCAUGCUUAGUCACGAAAACGCGAAUUUGACAAAUCCUAAAGAACCCGGGUUCUGUGUGGAAAAUUUCUCGAUUAAGAUUGAUCAAUCGUCGACUUCAACGGGAGAAACAUCGAACACAUCUAAUCAUGUUACCAUCACUGCCUUGGCUGGACGAUAACAAAUUGUGAUGUUUUGUUUAUGUUUUCUACUAGGAUGAAGAUUUUUUUUAAUAUGAAAAUAAAAUUUGGUGUAUUAAAUUUGGU
This is a messenger RNA of Impatiens glandulifera, 1539 nucleotides long. RefSeq names its product G-type lectin S-receptor-like serine/threonine-protein kinase SD1-1. Bases 276 to 1454 code for a protein of 392 amino acids. Gene Ontology annotation, molecular function: ATP binding; protein serine/threonine kinase activity. The record is from RefSeq and is a predicted model, not a curated record. NCBI's taxonomy places the organism in Eukaryota, Viridiplantae, Streptophyta, Magnoliopsida, Ericales, Balsaminaceae. Gene Ontology annotation, biological process: protein phosphorylation. The transcript has 7 exons.